This is a messenger RNA of Capsicum annuum, 1051 nucleotides long. Its product is annotated as putative late blight resistance protein homolog R1A-10. Gene Ontology annotation, molecular function: ADP binding. NCBI's taxonomy places the organism in Eukaryota, Viridiplantae, Streptophyta, Magnoliopsida, Solanales, Solanaceae. The annotation marks the transcript as partial. Gene Ontology annotation, biological process: defense response to other organism. The record is from RefSeq and is a predicted model, not a curated record. The transcript has 3 exons.
AAAGAUCAAGCUUAUCAGAAAAGAAGUCUCGAAUUUACCUGAGGAGAUUCUGAAGAACAAUAGCCUCGUUGUUGUAUUCACUCCUAAGAAUCCAGUUGAAAGAAAACCAUUGACAACUGGUAAAAUAAUUGUAGGUUUUAAGGAGGAGACAAACUGGUUAAUUAGUAAGCUCACCAGUGGACCGAAAGAUCUAGAUGUCAUCUCAAUCACUGGUAUGCCGGGUUCGGGCAAAACUACUUUGGCAUACAAAGUAUACAAUGAUGAAUCAUCCAGUGAGGAUAUUGAUGUUGCCGAAAAGCUGAGGAAACAAUUAUAUGGAAAGAGAUAUCUAAUUGUGUUAGAUGACAUGUGGGAUACUACUACAUGGAAUGAUCUAACAAGACCUUUCCCUGAAGCUGAGAAAGGAAGUUUGGAAAAGAAAAAGGCUGUGUGGAUUGAAGUUCGAAAUAAUUUGAAUUCUUUUAUUUUCGGCAGUGAAGUGGAUGUGAUGAAAGUUAUAGAAUUAAGUUAUGACCAUUUACCUCAUCACAUGAAGCCACGCAUUCUCUACCUUGCAUCUUUUCCAAAGGACACUGCAAUGGAUAGAGUUAUGUUGAAAAUGUAUUGGCGUGCUGAAGGGAUUGUUGAACAAACAGAGAUGAAGAGUUUGGAAGAAGAGAUGGGAAUUUAUUUGGAUAAAUUAAUUUCCAGUAGCUUGGUAAUUGCUUUCAAUGAGAUAGGUGAUUACUCGAGUUGCCAACUUCAUGCUCUUGUGCAUGACUUUUGUUUGAUAAAAGCAAGAGAGGAAAAGUGGUUUGUCCAGAUAAGUUCAAGUGACCCAUCUUCUUCUUCAGAUUUGAUGGCAAGCAUAGUGAUCAUUAAUUAUGAUAAGGAGCACUUUAAGCCUAACAAUUUCGUCCUUCUCAAUUCAAUAAAGAAAAGGCAUUCUGGUAAGCACCUCUGUUCUUCGGCGAUAACUGGAGACAAGAUAGAAGAUCGUCUUCCUGAUGCAUGUCACCUAAGAGACUUGAGGCUUCUUAGAGUGUUGGACCUGAGUCCCUCUUUUAUGAUG